This is a messenger RNA of Caenorhabditis briggsae, 1152 nucleotides long. The record is from RefSeq and is a predicted model, not a curated record. Lineage: Eukaryota; Metazoa; Nematoda; Chromadorea; Rhabditida; Rhabditidae. The transcript has 2 exons. Bases 1 to 1152 code for a protein of 383 amino acids.
AUGUUCGUUGUUGCUGAACAGUCAGACGCCGUCCGAUCUGUAAAGAAAGGUUCCCGUUAUGUGCAUGCUGUCUCUGUUGCGACUGAUCAUCGUUUCGCUUGGGUUUCCUACGCGGCCCCUGAACACCUCCAACGGCUUUUUGAACGAGCUGGAAAAACGGAUGGAUCCACACGACCUAACAUUGGAAACAUUGAUCUCAAGUUCCUCGAAGACUCGUGCCAGAUUAUUGUCAACAACAACAAAACUCGUACAGUUUUUUGGAGAGUAGUUGACGAAAAAGUGGUUGGAUGUGAAGAUUAUUCUGAUCAAAUUGAUGAAAGACUUCAAACAAUCAUCGGAGAAGAAGAAAGGGACUCCGACGGACCGUCCAAAGUAGACAUCCCCACUGAAAACGUCGUGAUCAAAAAUGCUAGCAGAAGUGAAAUGAUAGAAAAAACAAUCGAAGACAUAUAUAUCAUGAAGGAGAUGUUUGUGUUCAAAAUUCUACGAUUGCUAGACGAUGACAGACUUUUUCAGUUUGACGAAAUUACAGAUUUUUUCAAAUCUCUAAACCAAAAACACAUCGAGCGUGUUGAACUGAAUGGCUGGUCUCCAAAACAACUGAAGAAACUAUUCAAAUGCUUCGAGAGAAUUAGCUGUCUGAAAUUAAAUAUGUGUUUCAACAAUUAUGUAUCUGUUCGAGAAUUCGAUCGUUCAGUCUCUGCGUAUAAGAACAAUGACAGUGACGACGAAAAAGGAGAUGAUGAUGACGUGAUCGUUGAGGAUGAAACAGAUGAAGACGACGACCGUUUUGAUGGUAUUCUAUUUGGUUCGGAUGGUGCUGUUUCCCAGGUGGAUGACAUUCAAUUGACUGGCUCUGGCUUUCUCGAGUUAAAGCAAUUGGAAAACCUGAAUUUUGUUCGAGGUAUCUUUUAUAUGAACAUGACGACUUCCUGUAUACGAACGUUUUUGCAAAAUUGGAAAGAAGGAAAGUCUCAUCGCAGAAUGAAAGCAUGCAAGUUUGUUUUCGAAGGUGCUCGACCGCCAGUUCUCGAAGAUUUAGAAGAAGAUGGUCGAAUCAUCAAUACAGAAGGAAUGGCGGCAGAAUUGUCAAUAAAAAUUAGAAUGGCUAAAAUUGAAAUGCAUAUUGUUGUUGUUCCUAACAAUAUUUAA